Anopheles aquasalis is the source of this 909-nucleotide messenger RNA. It is a transcript of the gene Osi23, whose product is annotated as DUF1676 domain-containing protein Osi23. Lineage: Eukaryota; Metazoa; Arthropoda; Insecta; Diptera; Culicidae. The record is from RefSeq and is a predicted model, not a curated record. Gene Ontology annotation, cellular component: membrane.
AUGCGCCACACAAUCCUUCGCAAGGACACUCGGUGGCGCCCGGUAGCGUUAGUACUGAUGGUGGUACCGUUCGCACUGAUCAGCCAGCUAGUCCCGGCAACGGUGAGUGCUUCGCUGGUGCGCACGCUAGCGCUGGAGGCAAACGAUCUGCUAAGCACCUGUCUCGCCCGCAACGGAUCCCGGUGGGAGUGUUUACGCAACGAGACCCUGACGAUGGUGGAACAGCUGUCGAGGAGCCAGCGCAUCAACCUGCUCCGUGGCAUCUAUCUGGUGCGAACCGAUACCGACGGGCUGCCACAGUCCGCAUUCAAUGUACGGAACAAACUGGAGGACGCCGAUGGUGACGGAAAGCUGCAUCGCUCCGGUGCGUGGAGUGCUACGGUCCUGGGUGCACUGCGACGCAUCCUUCGGACCCAUCUGCUGGAGAUCAGCCUAGCGAACACGGACGGUGGAAGACGGCAACCAGCAGCAGCAGCAGCAGCAGCAGCAGACGAAACCCAGCUUCUCACCGUUCGUUUCACCGGAAAGCCAGCAUACGCCAUGGAGCAUACGCCUGUUGAAGGACGGAACAGGCGCCGGCAGCAGAUGAUACCGAUGAUGAUCUUCGGCGUGACGGUGUUCGGCAUGUUUAUCGUGCCGAUCGCCUUCCAGUUUCUGACCGCGCUCAGCGGCAAAGCGUUCCUGAUGGCGAAGCUGGCCCUGCUGCUAGCCUCUAUAAACGGCCUUAAACGGGUGGCUUCGACCGGCGUGCACUACGGGCUGUACCAUGCAGUGGACCACUACCCAUCAUCACCGCAUCACCAUCCCGGUGCCGCCCAUCCGCACUUCGGGCCCGGAUCGCCGCUGCUGUACGAUCGAGCGGAGGCUUACGCCGAAGGACCGCGCCAGGAUGGCGCUACCCUAGGCUAG